UUUUAAUCAUGACUGAUGACGAAUCAAACAAAAUAAGUGAUAAAAAUGUUUUGAAUGGAUUAAGCCGAGGAAUAAGUAGAUUAGAACUUAUAUCUUCAGUUUCACAUCAUCCUACCAAAUUUGAAAGAUGGUGGCGAUUUCUGAUUGUGUUGACAGUAGUUAAUAUAAUCCUGUCUUUCACCCUCCUACCCUUACUAGUUAUAACCCUUAAAAGGGUAAAUAAGGUUGAGGAAUUUUUCGAAACCAUUGAACACAGGUUGACAAAUCUUGAGAUAAAACGAGAUGUCCCCGGACCCCCUGGCCCUCCAGGACUUCCUGGAAUUCCCGGACCUCAUGGAACUCCUGGAACUAGAGGUGUUCAAGGCCCUCCUGGUGGUCAAGGACCUCCUGGUGUUCAAGGCGAUAAAGGAGAACAGGAUAAGGGAUCUCCAGGAGUAACUGGACUUCCUGGACUAACCGGACUACCCGGACCUGCAGGACUACCUGGGGUGCCCGGUCCUAAAGGAGACAUGGGUGAAACAGGUACUCCAGGAGUUUGCGAGGUUGAUCUUGAAACGAUGAAAGGAGAACAUGGAGAACCAGGAACUAAAGGAGAUAUUGGAGAAAAAGGAGAUAUUGGAGAAAAAGGAGAAAUUGGAGAAAAAGGAGAUAUUGGAGAAAAAGGAGAUAUUGGAGAAAAAGGAGAAGUUGGAGAAAAAGGAGAAGUUGGAGAAAAAGGAGAUAUUGGAGAAAAAGGAGAACCAGGGGCUAAAGGGGAAAUAGGAGAAAAAGGACAAGCUGCACCAGCACCUUUAGAGAACUUUGUGCAUUUGGAACCACGAGGAACCAAAGGGACUGUGCUCAAGUUUGUAGUUGAAUGUUUGGCAUCAUGCAAAAACUUAGAAAUCGGCGCAGAGUAA
Messenger RNA from Eurytemora carolleeae, 899 nucleotides. Its product is annotated as collagen alpha-1(XXV) chain. The transcript is spliced from 8 exons. Lineage: Eukaryota; Metazoa; Arthropoda; Copepoda; Calanoida; Temoridae. The record is from RefSeq and is a predicted model, not a curated record. Bases 9 to 899 code for a protein of 296 amino acids.